Molecule: messenger RNA, 858 nt
Organism: Anisakis simplex (herring worm)
Lineage: Eukaryota; Metazoa; Nematoda; Chromadorea; Rhabditida; Anisakidae
Source: the annotation of a GenBank genome assembly
AUGUCCUAUAUUGUCGUAAAUCAAAUUUCUGAUUUCGAACUCCAUUUUAGGACAAUAUUCCUGGUGCAGUCUCUCAUCAAAGAACCCGAAACACAUCGAUUAGCAUUCACGCUGGCUCUACAUGCUCUGCAGUUGCCCCGAGGACCUGCGGCAACUAAAUUCUUGGAAGUUAAACUGUACCAUCUGGAAGCUGAAUUGGUGAACUUGUUGAGGCGACUAGAGAUCGGUGCGUAUGAACUGCAGCUGAUUCGUGAUCGAGCUCGGAUAUUUGUCAUGAACGCGAGUAUAUUCGCCAGUUCUCCACACGCCCGUGUACUGCCAAUCUCAUUGGCUCAUUACCUUCUGGAUGCACUUUCCUACUCUCACAACAUCACUUCAUCAUAUCAAGGGCGUCGUUCGUCAAGUGGAAUCACAACUCGAAGCAGUGCACAACGUCGUCCGUCUGAUGAAGAGUUGGCCGUGAAGGUGGCAUUAGAGGCACUCGGCAUGAAAUUGAUGGUUUCAGAAGCAGACAAUCCAAUGUUGUGUGAAAGUACUCGGCGACAGCGUGGUGAACUAGCGAUAACAAUGUUGAUGAGAUAUAAAGAUUGCACCGAGAAACUUGCUGUUGUGCUGGACCAAUUACUCGACCCAACAAUGCAUCAUAUGUAUAAAGAUCAUCAGUCAAACGCCGCCUAUUACUUGGAGCAAGAUGCAGUGCAUGUGAAAUUGUAUGGAGGACAACGUCCACAGUAUCCAUAUCAUGGACAGCGUAGUGAUUGGUUGAAAGAAUGUCUCGAUAACGAGUCUGGUUCGUUGAAUCGUUUGCUUAUUGCCGAAGCGGCCAAUUCAACGAAUUUCCUAUCUGCAAUCAUUUUA